Molecule: messenger RNA, 520 nt
Organism: Zophobas morio
Lineage: Eukaryota; Metazoa; Arthropoda; Insecta; Coleoptera; Tenebrionidae
Exons: 3
Coding region: 9-479 (156 amino acids)
Source: RefSeq, a predicted model, not a curated record
UAAGCAAAAUGACAGCUCUCGUUGUGCAAAGCAUUUGUUUAUGCUUCUUGAUUACUUUUGUGUCUACCCAAACUUGCUACGACAACAAGUGGUUCACAAUAAGGUCCCCAUCGACAGGUCUAGCUGUGGAUGCCCGAGAUCCCACUGGUGUUGUUAUGCUGAAAAAUUUCGAUGGAAGUAUUUACCAACAAUGGAAAUUUCAAAUGGGUUACGAAUCAGGGUCCUAUUACGUCAUGAACAGGGUUACUGGAAACGUACUAGACAUGAAUGCUAACGACAACUAUGUUACUACAACUCCACUGGAAUGUCCCGGAUACAACCAAAUCUGGUGUGUCUUUGGAGAUGGUCGUGUUGCCUAUUGGCAAGGAGGUGAUUUAAUGGUUGAGAAUGACGCCCUUGUCGAUGGUGCUCGUUUGGGGAUUUCAGGCAAGAUAAACGCAACAAUGGUACAAGAGUUCAUCGUAGAAGAAUAUAUGUAGAACUCGAGUUUUAAGUAAAAAUUUGACUAUGUUUAAGUUUA